This is a messenger RNA of Clonostachys solani, 1551 nucleotides long. Lineage: Eukaryota; Fungi; Ascomycota; Sordariomycetes; Hypocreales; Bionectriaceae. The record is from the annotation of a GenBank genome assembly.
AUGGCAGAGAGACUGAGUAUUUCCAAGGAGACCGCCUUGGGAAAGGUGGGCAACUCCGAUGACAGAGAUGCUGAAGUGCUCGAGAACAUGGGAAUCAGACCCUCUGAGAUGAAGCGGAGUUUCAAUGUUUGGUCGCUUCUCUUCAUGUCAUUCUGUACCAGCGUCACAUGGGAAGCGGUCUCCUCGGUUGUCGCCCAAGCUCUCACUUCAGGUGGAUGCUCCAGCUUCGUCUGGGGCUUCGUUGCUUCUGCUGCUGGGGCAAUGCUGGUCGUCUCUUGCCACGGAGAAUAUGCCAGCAUGAUACCGACAGCAGGGGGCCAGUACCACUACGUCGCCGAGAUGUCUCCUAUGCGUUAUCGAAGGAUCUUCUCUUGGUAUGCCGGCUGGAUGACCAUGAUCGGUUGGGUUCUCUGCGCCACCGCUGGUACUUUUGCUGGUGUGAUGCAAAUUCAAUCUUGGAUCAUACUUUUCAAAGAAGAUUAUGUGUAUGAACGAUGGCACACAAGUUUGAUAUUUAUCGGUUUUACAACCUACUAUUCGAUAACUGCCAUUUUCCAGCUAAAAUAUUUACACUAUAUGAUCUUCUUGGCAAUGUUUGCCCACAUCUUCGGGUACCUCGCAACACCAAUUUACUUGUUAGUAAACGUCGAAAAGAAGAAUACGGCAACAUACGUGUUUACAGACUUUACAAAUCUCAGCGGUUGGGAGAGCCCUGGUAUUAGUUGGUCAAUCGGUCUUUUGACUUCGGCAAUUGGAUUCGUGAACUGGGACAGUGCCCUCCAUAUGGCAGAGGAGAUGAAGGAUGCGUCCAAAGAUCUUCCAAGAACCAUCUUGGUUAGUGUUUUUGGCAGCGCGGUUCUCACAUUUCCGUGGAUCAUUGCCUUUGCCUUCUGCAUCACCGAUAUUCAAGGGGUGUUGAGCGGCCCCGUUGGAUUGAUCAGCCCAAUGGCUCAGCUGUUUUACAAUGUGUCGGGGGGGAAUCAAGCAGCCACGAUAGGCCUUACGAUCUUCCUGCCGCUAAUGUCAUUUUGCGGUACCGGCCAAGCUGUGAUAUCAUCGACAUCACGCGUUGUCUGGGCUUUUGCAAGAGAUGGGGGCCUCCCUAAUGUUUUUGCCCAAGUGGGAGAACGAACCAAGGUGCCUACAAACGCCAUAAUCCUGACGUGGGCUAUCAACUGUGCCAUUAGUUUGAUUUACAUCGGCAACGCGACUGCUUACUACGGCAUCUCAUCCGCCUGCACGGUUGCGCUUAUUUUGUCAUAUGCGUUCCCUCUCUUCAUCAAUGUCGUCUGGGGUUUCGAACACUGUGCUAUCCCCCGAGGCGCGUUUUCUUUGGGUCGAUUCCAUCGCCCCGUGGCCGCCGUGGCCCUUGCUUGGUGCAUCUACCUUACGAUCUUCCUUUGCUUUCCCACCUACUAUCCUGUAUCAAAGGACAACAUGAACUACGCGUCUGUCGUGCUUCUUGGUGGUACUUCUGUGGCGACGAUAAAUUGGUUCUUGUACGGGAAGUCCCAUUACGUUGGUACAACGUCAAGCGUCGAGGGUCAUUGA